UGAACGCACAGCAAAGAAAUUGAGUUGUGAAACUCUCACAAAUCCCGUUGGAAUCAAUAAAUCUCUUCGUACGAAUGUUUCCGGUUUGCGGUGACGUCGAAGAAGAAUCGAAAGAGGAAAAGAAGGAACAACAAUGAAGGAAGAAACUGAAAGAGAUACGGUAGUAGUUGUAAGAUUUUCUCCCAAGACGCAACCAGGAUUCUCAUUACGUAUGGAAGAGCGUGGAUCUCGAUUGAAAUUGAGACAAAUCGCUUCGUGGGCCGUCAAGAUUGGCCCCCUUUGGGGCUGGAUGUUUUCUUAGUAGGAUACGGAUUCAUUUCAAAUGAAAUCGGCAUUGUCGAGGCAACGGGAAGAAAAAUAACAGUUUAGUCCAGGGAAAGACAAUGGGGAUGAAAAAGGAAAAGAAAAGAACACGUAGGGGUAGCUUGCACCCCUAUAAAACCAGGAGCUGAGAACGUAUCAACAUCAUUCGCCGACAACUUCCCGUGAUAACGUGUACUUGAACGAAGCGAUGAUCGGUUUCGCCGUAUUCUCGUCUUUCAAUCGUUUUACGACCAUUUUUGUCUGCGUACUGCUCUGCGUGGUCUACUUGCUGUCAUAUGCUUCUGGGGAAUACGAUGGUAGAGAUUCACCAAGUAGCUCGAAUAAUGACAGAGCACCAAGUAACGAGUUUGGUUCGUGCACCGACGGCAAGUGUAUCAAACGUACUUCGCAGGAUAUCACUAGUGGUAUGUGGUUUGGCCCCCGACUUGGACGAAGACGCAGAGCGGAUCGAAAACCAGAGAUUAAUUCUGAUAUUGAGGCGCUCGCCAACGCAUUUGAAGAACCACAUUGGGCCAUUGUCACGAUUCCAGAAACAGAGAAACGACAGAUAACACGAUUCACACCUCGUUUGGGAAGAGAAUCGGGUGAGGAAUAUUUUUCAUAUGGAUUUCCAAAGGAUCAGGAAGAAUCAUACACAGAGGAACAGAUAUUUCUACCUUUGUUUGCAUCACGUCUAGGACGUCGAGUACCUUGGACACCAUCUCCCAGACUUGGACGUCAGUUGCACAAUAUUGUUGAUAAACCAUAUGUGUUAUUCUUGUCCGCUCUGAUAGUAAAUGGUUACUUGAGCAAGAAGAGACAGAAAGUUAACUUGUAUCUGCUGCCUGUGUUUCCAAGCUUUAUGGUUACGACCGCAGUCUAUGCCGCCACAUGGCCCAUGAUAGUUCCGGUCGAAGAGUUACACGCGUAGUUACGCUUUUCCUUUUGACUCCUUCCAUGUUUCCUU
This is a messenger RNA of Apis dorsata (giant honeybee), 1270 nucleotides long. RefSeq names its product PBAN-type neuropeptides (gene Pban). NCBI's taxonomy places the organism in Eukaryota, Metazoa, Arthropoda, Insecta, Hymenoptera, Apidae. Gene Ontology annotation, biological process: neuropeptide signaling pathway. The record is from RefSeq and is a predicted model, not a curated record. Gene Ontology annotation, molecular function: neuropeptide hormone activity. The coding region runs from base 512 to 1234 and encodes 240 amino acids. The transcript is spliced from 4 exons.